AAUUAAAAUAGAGUGCCAAACGAGACGCAGCCCGACCAAGGGCAAUAUCGUAAACGUACUCUAGUUUUUCUCCGGUAUACAGAACCGGGCUUUCAUAAACCUUUAUGCACUUUGGGGUUUUUCUUGUAUCGGCUACUAAGAGCUGCAAAAGAGAAGAAGUGACACAAAAAUGGUGAGGUUAACGGCGGACCUGAUUUGGAAAAGCCCUCACUUCUUCAAUGCCAUUCGCGAACGCGAGUUAGAUCUUCGAGGCAAUAAGAUUCCGGUCAUUGAGAACUUAGGUGCUACCGAGGAUCAGUUUGACACGAUUGAUUUAUCUGAUAAUGAGAUUGUUAAACUCGAGAAUUUUCCAUACCUGAAUCGACUCGGAACUUUACUAAUGAACAACAAUAGAAUUACGCGUAUCAACCCUAACAUUGGAGAGUUUCUGCCAAAAUUGCAUACUUUGAUUAUUACUAGCAACAGACUUACGAAUUUGGUUGAAAUUGACCCGCUUGCGUCUCUCCCAAAGCUGAAGUUUCUUAGUCUUCUUGAGAACAAUAUCACAAAGAGACCAAAUUAUCGCCUUUAUGUCAUUCACAAGUUGAAGUCCUUGCGUUUGCUGGAUUUCAGGAAAGUCAAACAAAAGGAGAGAUUGGAAGCAAGUAAAUUAUUUGCAUCACAAGAAGCUGAAGAGCAGGUCAAAAAGGAAUCAGUGAAGACUGUACCUGUUGAGGUUGCGGUGCCUGCUGAGGAACCAAAGGAAGCUCAAGCAUCUAAGCCAGUUGCUCCAACACCUGAGCAAAUAAUAGCAAUUAAGGCUGCCAUUGUGAAUUCCCAAACUCUUGAGGAGGUGGCUAGACUUGAACAGGCAUUGAAGUCGGGCCUGCUUCCUGCAGAUUUAAAUAUUGGUGAUCAUGAUGUUUCUGCUAAAAAAGAAGAUGCCAAAGAAGACAAGAUGGUAACAGAUAGCGAUGAUAAAGCUAACAAGGCGGAGGAAAAUGUACCUGAACAGAAACCUGAUGGUCCUACAGAUAUGGAGCAGGAGUAGACACCUUGGGUUAUCAUGUGUAAUUGAGUUAGACAUUCAAAAGCCAGUACAUUCAGUCAUGCACUGUUAUCCGUGUAUGAGGAGCGCUUCUUUUUGAAGUGAGGGGAUUAGUUAAUCGAUGUAACUGAAGCCAUUGUAUUCUGCUGUGUACUAAGACCUUUUCUUGCAUUUUGAUUCUAAAAGACUAAGUAGCUGCCAAGUUUAGCAAAUCGUAGCUUGAAAGCAUCAGGUGACAAGCUGAAUUAGUGUGUCAAAAGUUGUAUUAAACAAAAAAAAAAGUUUGGUAAGCCUUGUCUUUUUA
Molecule: messenger RNA, 1331 nt
Organism: Solanum stenotomum
Lineage: Eukaryota; Viridiplantae; Streptophyta; Magnoliopsida; Solanales; Solanaceae
Product: U2 small nuclear ribonucleoprotein A'
Exons: 8
Coding region: 170-1030 (286 amino acids)
Biological process (GO): mRNA splicing, via spliceosome
Molecular function (GO): U2 snRNA binding
Source: RefSeq, a predicted model, not a curated record